CCUGGCUGGCUUCUCCUCCCUUCUAUAAAGGCCAGGCCCUCCGCUGUUCAUCGGCACUCCACACUGCCACAGCCCACAGCAGAUCAACAAUCUAGCAGCUUGCAGUCGAGUUGUGAGCGCGCCACGUAGAGCUCGCCGCACAUCUAGCUAGAUUGCCAGCUAACAAAACCAUGACGUCGCGCCACCGGCGGCAGCCGUCGCGGGCGCUGCCUCUCGACUUCGACGUCGGCGACGAGCCUGCGGCGGCCGCAUCCAAGGGCGCGGCGUCGACGCAUGGACCCGCUGGCGGCCGGAGCGAUGCUGCCAAAGCAGGGCAGGUAGGCGAAGGCCAGGGCAAGAAGCUGCCUCCGGCCACCGGCGGCGGCCGCAUGCCGGCGCCGGAGGGGGCUGGGAAGGGGCACUGCGACGGCAACGAUGGCCGCUAGGUAGGUGGCCACACGUUGGCCGCACAUUCCAUGCGGCAGCUAGCGCACGCUAGCUGUUCGAUCUGCCCGAAAAGCACGACGGCCUAGCUUGGCCGUGCUCUCUACUUCUCGGCCGGCCAGUUUCCAAAUACUACUACAUAUGUUUGGGAGUCCAGUAUGUGAUCCCUAGCUACUACUCGGUGUUAUCUACUCCGUAUGCUCGAGGAGAGCUCCCGCCCACUGUGCCUCUGCUGACUAAUCUGUAUCAAGUGUACAAACAUGCUACUACUUUGUAUAAUGCAAAGACUAAGCAAGAAA
Messenger RNA from Triticum aestivum (bread wheat), 722 nucleotides. RefSeq lists its product as uncharacterized. Lineage: Eukaryota; Viridiplantae; Streptophyta; Magnoliopsida; Poales; Poaceae. The record is from RefSeq and is a predicted model, not a curated record. The transcript has a single exon. Bases 171 to 425 code for a protein of 84 amino acids.